AUGGCUUCGCUUUUGGACUUUGGAGUAUUGAAUUUUAUUUUAAUAUCAAUUAAGUAUCGGAAUCCUAUACGGUGCCGUGGUGUGCAACCUGGUAAAACACCUUACGAACUUUUGCCAGAGUCAAUAGAUAAAAAUGAUUCAAUUUUACACGGAAUAUUAUUCAAUAAAGAUACCGGAAAGCCAUAUAUAUUGCAGUUAACAGCACUUGAAGAUAAUACAUUUAGGCUUUUCAUAAAUGAAAAAGAACCUUUGAAGCCUCGGUACGAGGUGGAGCAUGCUUUGCAAGGAGCUCCGAGACACGCAAACUUGCAAUUAGUGGAGACUACAAGCGACCACGUGACCGUGAAAAGCGGCUCUAACAAAGUAAUACUUUAUUUCAGUCCAUUUAAAGUAGAUCUUUACUCCGACGAGCAGCUGGUAAUUUCCACAAAUGCGCGAGGUCUUAUGAGAUUCGAGCACUUGCGUACUAAGCCGGCUCCGAAGCCAGCAGACGCUGAAGCCGAAGAAGUGACUGAAGCUGAAGCACCUCAGUACCCUGGCGAUGGUGCUGAGAAUGACCCAGGAGCAUGGGAAGAAAACUUCAAGUCCUUCCACGACUCCAAACCGCGUGGACCUGAAGCUAUUGCCUUAGAUUUCAGUUUCCCAGACGCCGAGCAUGCUUACGGAAUUCCUCAACACGCCGAUUCAUUCGCUUUAAAGACAACCAAAGGCAUCGACCCCUACAGGCUGUACAAUUUGGACGUCUUCGAGUAUGAAGUCAACGAACGCAUGGCUCUUUACGGAGCGAUACCUGUCCUGUAUGCCCACGGUAAAAAACGUACGUCGGGAGUUUUCUGGCAUAACGCUGCAGAAACCUGGGUAGACAUUCAGUCCAGCGCUGACAGCAACGUCUUUGACAGUAUUGUCAACUUGGUGCCUGGUAAUACUAAGAAAGUCAGUGUAGACACUCAUUUCAUGUCUGAAUCAGGUGUAAUUGAUGUAUUCUUCCUCUUGGGACCAAAACCACUCGACGCAUUCCGUCAAUACACUGUUUUAACCGGAACCACUUCAUUGCCGCAGAUGUUUAGUUUAGGAUACCACCAAUCUCGCUGGAACUACAAUGACCAAGAUGACGUUGCCCAAAUAGCUGAGCAAUUCGACGCCAAUGACAUUCCCAUGGACGUGAUGUGGCUGGACAUUGAGUACACCGACAGCAAAAAAUACUUCACUUGGGACCCGAACAAGUUUUCCAACCCGACAAAAAUGAUCCAAGACCUCACAAACAAGCACAGAAAAUUGGUAGUCAUUAUCGACCCGCAUAUCAAGCGCGACAGUGGUUACUUUGUUCAUAGAGACGCCGAGGACAAUGGAUACUAUGUCAAGACAGCUGAGAACAAAGAUUACGAAGGUUGGUGCUGGCCUGGAUCUUCCUCGUACUUGGACUUCUUCAACCCAGUAGUCAGGGAUUACUUCAGACAGCAGUAUGACCUUGACAAGUUCCACGGUACUACCAAUGACGUUUACAUUUGGAAUGACAUGAACGAACCGAGUGUUUUCAACGGUCCUGAGGUGACAAUGCCCAAAGAUUUGAUGCAUUAUGGCAACUGGGAGCACCGAGAUGUGCAUAAUAUCAAUGGACUCAUGUUCACUCUCGUUACUUACGAAGCAUUGUACAAGCGCUCGGGUGGUACUCUGAGACCUUUUGUUCUAACAAGAUCCCACUUUGCUGGAUCGCAACGUUUCGCUGCUGUCUGGACUGGUGACAACACCGCUGAGUGGCAACACUUGCGUAUAAGCUACCCGAUGUGUUUGUCAACAGCAGUUGCUGGAAUGUCAUUCUGCGGAGCUGACGUUGGUGGGUUCUUUAAAAAUCCAGACGCUGAAUUGUUUAUCAGGUGGAACCAAGCUGGCGCCUGGCUGCCAUUCUUCCGUCAGCACUCUCACAUUGAAACCAAACGACGUGAGCCUUGGACAUUUAAUAAUGAGACUACUAAAAUAGUACGUGAUGCUAUUCGGAUGAGGUACUCUUACUUGCCCCUCUGGUACACGCUAUUCAGAGAGCAUGAGAUUAAUGGCAGCCCGGUUAUAAGACCAAUGUGGGUGCAUUAUCCUUCAGAAGUAAAAACUUUCUCAAUUGACGACCAAUUGCUUGUUGGUGAUUCUAUUCUAGUACAUCCUGUUUUCGAGCCAUCUGUUACUGAAGUUAAUGUUUACUUCCCGGGUGAAGGUAAAGAUGAUUGGUAUGACGUUGAGACUAUGGAGAACUACUCAACUCCGGGUAAUGUACGUAUACCCGUGACUCUUCACAACAUUCCGGUGUUCCAAAGAAGUGGAUCAAUUGUUCCACGUAAAAUGAGACUACGUCGUAGCACUGUGGCUAUGAAAAAUGAUCCCUACACCUUGUUCGUCAUCGCAGACAAGUCUGGAUCUGCUUCAGGAACUCUUUACAUUGAUGAUGAGUCCAGCUUUGAAUAUCGUCAUGGAAAAUACGUUUACCUGAAAUUGUCCUUUGAUGGAAAGACACUUUCUUCUAAGUACAUCAAUAAAUUGGCUAGUUUCUCAACAGCCAGUUGGUUGGAACGAGUUGACAUUGCUAAUCCUCCUCAGGGUGUUAAAUCAGCUAAUCUUAUUUCUGAAAGUACAAGAAAUGGUAGCUUAGAAUUGAAUUACAACUCCAAUAAUAAUGUUUUAAUAAUACGUAAACCCGGUGUGAAUAUGGGUGAAGACCGCAGCAGAGACCGCGAUCGACGUAGAAGAUCCAGAAGUCGUUCCAGAAGCAGAUCACCUCGUGACAGACGAGGAUGGGGUGGUGGCGGAGUGAGAGACCGAGGUAGCAAUCGAGGAGGUCGAAAUCAGCCAGGAGCGAGUCUGAGGAAGCCUCGCUGGGACCUGGGGCGUCUGGAGCCAUUCAAGAAAGAUUUUUACGUGCCUAGUGACACAGUAUUGAACCGCGACCUGCGUUACAUUGAGCAAUAUAGAAGCGAAAAGGAGAUAACCCUCCGGGGAAAAUGUAUACCCAAUCCAGUGUUUAGCUUUGAAGAGGCCGGAUUUCCGGAUUAUGUUAUGAAAGAGAUAAAACGUCAAGGCUUCAAAGAGCCUACGUCGAUCCAAGCACAAGGAUGGCCGAUCGCUCUGAGCGGACGUGACAUGGUUGGAAUAGCCUCAACUGGCUCCGGGAAAACUCUGUCGUACAUUUUACCGGCUAUUGUGCAUAUCAACAGCCAGCCGAAGCUUCUGCGUAAGGAUGGACCGAUUGCUCUGGUACUGGCUCCGACCAGAGAGCUUGCUCAACAAAUUCAACAGGUUGCGGAUGACUUUGGUCACACCUCUGGCAUAAGGAAUACUUGUUUGUACGGAGGAGCUCCGAAGAGUUCCCAGGCGAGAGAUUUAGACAGUGGAGUGGAAAUUGUCAUUGCUACUCCGGGAAGACUUCUCGAUUUUCUCGAGUCUGGUCGGACGAACCUUAAGAGGUGUACAUAUUUAGUGUUGGAUGAGGCUGAUCGUAUGUUGGACAUGGGGUUCGAACCGCAAAUAAGAAAAAUUAUUGAACAAAUUAGACCUGAUAGGCAGACACUCAUGUGGUCUGCUACUUGGCCAAAAGAGGUUAAAAAUUUAGCUGAAGAUUUUCUUAAGGACUACGCACAGAUUAAUGUUGGAUCGCUGCAAUUAGUAGAUGAAAUAACGAGAAAAAUGAAACGUGAAGGAUGGCCAGCUGUUUGCAUUCACGGUGAUAAAACUCAACAAGAACGUGAUUGGGUUUUACAAGAUUUUCGAUCUGGUAAGGCUCCAAUUCUUGUAGCAACUGACGUAGCUGCUCGUGGACUAGACGUUGAAGACGUGAAGUUUGUGAUAAACUUCGACUAUCCAUCUUGUUCAGAAGAUUAUGUUCAUCGUAUCGGUCGUACAGGCCGCCGUCAAAAAACCGGGACAGCUUAUACAUUUUUCACACCCAAUAACUCUAAUAAAGCCAAUGACCUAAUUCAAGUAUUAAAGGAGGCUAAUCAGGUUAUUAAUCCGAAAUUAUUAGAGCUUGUAGAUAGCCGGGCUGGAAUGUUUGGACGACAGAAAGGUGGUAGAAAUCGAUGGCGAGCCCGUGGUCCUCGGAGUGGAAAGGACCGAAGCUACUCUCGAAGUCGCAGCCGGAGUUUCAGUAAAGAACGGAGCAACGGACGAGGAAGAAGAAGUUACAGUCGCAGCUACUCAAGGAGCCGUAGCCCGGUGAAUAAUCGUUCAGGCAAGUCGUCGGCAAGUCCAACGGGUGAGGACACUUUUUCGACUCGGACUCUGUCAAUAAAACCUCCUCCGCUUCAUACCGCACCACCGCCUCCUCUUCCACCUCUUCCAACGACCUUACCUCCACCUAAUAUCUUACCACCUCUGCCUUCUGAGCCGGAAGAACGGUCAUCGGGAAGCACGAUUCUUCACCAUCAUCGGCAAAGUCCGAUGGUACCCCAUCUACUUCGCACGGGAGCAGCGAGCCUGCCGGGGCCAACCGUAGCCUCAAGCUAUCAUCAUCGUCUCGGUGAGGACGGAUCCUCACCUAACGUUAAUAUUUUAGCGUCGAUGCCUUCGCUACCCGGUCCCGGCGGCGGCGGCGGCGGCGGCUUGGGGGUUACCUACCCUAAUGGGAUUUCGCCCAGAGGUAACAGAGAGUAUGGCAACAGGGGUGUAGGCGGAGGAACUUAUUGGAACAGUCAACAACAAAAUCCAAAUAAAUUCAACAACAUGAACAACAAUCCCAACAAAAAACAACAGCAACAGCAAAACCAACAAAAUAACCAGAAGAAAGCCCCUGGUGAUUUGUUGAAAAAACCAGACUGGGACAUGGAAGCACUACCAGUGAUUACUAAAAAUCUUUACGUACCCCAUCCAAAUAUCAGAAGCCGUUCACCCGACGACGUUCACAAGUACCACGCUGGAAAAGAAAUUACUGUCAAGGGAAACAAUACUCCACUACCGAUCCAGGCUUUUGAAGAGAGUAAUUUUCCAGAUUAUGUAAUGCAAGAAAUUUGUAAGCAAGGAUUUCAAGAACCAACGGCCAUUCAAGCUCAGGGUUGGCCCAUUGCUCUCAGCGGUCGCGACAUGGUUGGUAUUGCUCAAACCGGAUCGGGAAAAACCUUAGCGUAUAUCCUCCCAGCAACGGUGCACAUCAAUCAUCAGCCGCGAUUAAAUCGUGGAGAAGGUCCGAUCGUCUUGGUGUUAGCUCCAACGCGUGAACUGGCUCAGCAGAUCCAAUCAGUAGCACGGGACUUUGGAUCCUCAUCAUGUAUUCGCAAUACUUGUAUAUUCGGUGGGUCUCCGAAAGGACCCCAAGCCCGGGAUCUCGAGCGUGGAGUUGAAAUCUGCAUCGCGACACCUGGACGUUUGAUUGAUUUCCUGGAGAAAGGCACAACCAACCUGAGAAGAUGUACUUACCUUGUAUUGGACGAGGCUGACCGUAUGUUGGACAUGGGAUUCGAGCCCCAGAUCCGCAAAAUAAUCGAACAAAUCAGGCCAGACAGACAAGUUCUGAUGUGGUCUGCAACUUGGCCGAAAGAAGUUCAGGCUCUUGCUGAAGAUUUCCUCUCUGAUUACAUUCAGAUUAAUAUUGGAUCUCUAACUCUUGCUGCAAAUCACAACAUCCGUCAGAUAAUUGAAAUUUGUCAAGAACACGAGAAAGAGUCUAAGCUAACGGGGUUACUGAGAGAAAUAGGCUGUGAGAGAGGAAACAAGACGAUAAUAUUCGUCGAGACAAAGAAGAAAGUUGAUGACAUUACAAAAGCGAUAAAGCGGGAAGGUUGGUCUGCGAUUGCUAUUCACGGUGAUAAAUCUCAGCCGGAACGUGAUUACGUUUUGUCUGAAUUCAGAAACGGCAAAACAGCAAUCCUAGUUGCGACUGACGUAGCAGCUCGUGGUCUUGAUGUUGAGGAUGUUAAGUACGUUGUCAACUUUGAUUACCCAAACAGUUCCGAGGAUUACAUCCACAGAAUUGGAAGAACAGGACGUUGUCAGAGCGCAGGUACAGCUUACGCGUACUUCACACCCAACAACGCCCGACAGGCCAAGGAAUUGAUAUCCGUGCUGGAGGAAGCUGGCCAGAUAAUCAACCCACAGCUGUCUGAGUUGGCAAGCGCGCAGCGUGGCCAAUUCGGCAAGAAUCGUCAACGGUGGAACCCUGCCAGGUCUUCACCAAACAGCAACCCCAACUCCAGCCCCAGAGGCAACGCCGGCAGUCCUACUGGCACUUGGUCCAACAACCAGCAGACAAACGGCCAGAACGGCGGACAACGAUACCAGCCUCGUUCAGCGUAUCAAAACAACCGCAGCAUGAAUCCUCAACGACAACAAGGCGCGUACGCUGGAAGUCAGAAUGGGCAGAAUGUCUACUCGAUGCCACCACCAUUCCUAAUGCCAUCUAAUGGUCACACUGAUUCGGGAAUACAGAGUCUAGUUAGUAACAAGUUCUUCCAGACAAACAGACCACCACCAACUGCCAACGCGUGUGCAUAUCAAUCAAUGGGAUACGGUCAGUUCCAAGCUGUUUCACCCUACGGAUAUCCUUACCCACCAACACCCGUUCAACAGACUUACAGUGGUGCAUCGUCUGGUGGUGGUGGUGGAUUCCGCAGUGGUGGAGCAGGAAAAGGCGGAGCUGCUCAGCGUAGCAGCGGACCGCCGCGCAAUGGCUUCGGCGGUGGCGGUGGAGGUGGUAAUAGGUUCGGCGGAGCACGAGGUGGAAACACUGGUGGCUCGAAUGGACGCUUUGGAAACCGUGGCAACUCAAACAACCCUAAAACUGCUGGCAACACCCUAAAAAAACCCAACUGGGAUUAUGAAAAUCUGAAACCUUUCAAGAAAGAUUUCUACGUCCCACAUUCAAACGUUUCCCAGCGAAACUACCGCGAAAUCGAUUCUUUCCGACAAGAAAAAGAAAUUACUCUUAAAGGAGAGGAAAUUCCAGACCCAAUCCAGUCUUUCGAUGAAGGAAACUUCCCGGAUUACGUAAUGGAGGGAAUUAAGAGACAAGGGUUCACCGAGCCGACGGCUAUUCAGUCCCAAGGUUGGCCCAUUGCAAUGUCCGGCCGCAACAUGGUCGGUAUUGCUCAAACAGGAUCCGGAAAGACGCUUGGGUACAUCUUGCCUGCUAUCGUUCACAUCAACAACCAGCAACCUCUGAACCGUGGAGACGGACCCAUCGCCCUGGUACUUGCACCCACCAGAGAAUUGGCUCAGCAGAUCCAAACAGUCGCCAAUGAUUUUGGAUCUCUGUCUUAUGUAAGGAACACAUGCAUUUUCGGGGGAGCUCCCAAGGGCAGCCAAGCUCGAGACCUGGAACGUGGUGUUGAGAUUGUUAUUGCCACACCUGGAAGGCUUAUUGAUUUCCUCGAACGCGGCACCACCAAUCUGCGCAGAUGCACGUACUUGGUACUCGAUGAGGCUGACCGUAUGUUGGACAUGGGAUUCGAACCACAAAUUAGAAAAAUUAUCGAGCAAAUCAGACCUGACAGACAAGUACUUAUGUGGUCUGCUACGUGGCCAAAGGAAGUCAGAAUGUUGGCUGAGGAAUAUCUCGUUGACUACACUCAAUUGAACAUUGGAUCUCUCUCGCUCUGUGCGAACCACAACAUUCUGCAAAUUGUUGAUGUAUGCCAAGAACAUGAAAAAGAAACAAAAUUAGGAUCUUUGCUCCAAGAAAUUGGUAAUGUUAAUGAUGACGGUGGAAAAACAAUUAUCUUCGUAGAAACUAAGAAAAAAGUUGAAAAUAUUACUAGAAACAUAAGAAGAUACGGCUGGCCUGCCGUGUGUAUGCACGGAGACAAAUCACAGCAAGAACGUGAUUAUGUUCUUAGAGAAUUCAGAAACAAGAAAGGUUCAAUUCUUGUAGCAACAGACGUUGCUGCUCGUGGACUCGAUGUCGAUGAUGUUAAGUAUGUAAUCAACUUCGACUAUCCUUCCUCGUCGGAGGAUUACAUCCAUAGAAUUGGAAGAACUGGACGGUCUCAAGCCACCGGAACGAGUUACGCUUUCUUUACGCCACAAAACAGUCGACAGGCUAAAGAUUUAAUAAACGUACUCAAAGAAGCUAACCAAGUCAUCAACCCCAAGCUGUCCGAGCUCGCCAGUAAAUCCGGAGGACAUGGAGGUCGUUGGGGCUACGGUGGAGGACGUGGAGGUGGACGGGAGAACAACUUUUCCGGAGUACACAAAAGAUUCGAAGACAGAAGCAACAACUACAACAACUACAGUUGA
Messenger RNA from Cotesia congregata, 8208 nucleotides. The record is from the annotation of a GenBank genome assembly. Lineage: Eukaryota; Metazoa; Arthropoda; Insecta; Hymenoptera; Braconidae.